AUGGACCUGGACGCGACGCUCGAGCGUCUGAAUGCGCUGAAGCUGCACGAGGCAAACACUGGGACUAGUACAGCGGCUUCCAUCCAAGCACGGGCUCGUCGGCAUGCAGAGCAGGCGGUGCAGCUCCAUCAGGAGGUGCAGCGACUCCAGGACGAGAACGAGCGCCAUGUGCGCGAGCACGAGCGGCAGAUGCAGCGCUUUCAGUAUGAGAUGCACGAGAUCCAGAGGCGACUGGAGGCCUCGGAGCACCAGAACCGGCUGUUGAAGGCGUCACUUGGCGACGUGGUCACGUACAGACGUGCGGCAGAGACGCAGCAGCUGGUGAUUGAAGAGCUUCAGACACAAGUCAAGCAGCUGCGGAGAUCGAACUACCGACUGCAGUAUAUCGUGCAACAGCACGAGCCACGAGGUCCAGGCUCGUUUUUGCCACCGCGACCGCCAGAUAUUUGCUGA
Molecule: messenger RNA, 453 nt
Organism: Peronospora matthiolae
Lineage: Eukaryota; Oomycota; Peronosporomycetes; Peronosporales; Peronosporaceae
Source: the annotation of a GenBank genome assembly